This is a messenger RNA of Sycon ciliatum, 877 nucleotides long. Its product is annotated as small ribosomal subunit protein uS3-like. Bases 90 to 836 code for a protein of 248 amino acids. NCBI's taxonomy places the organism in Eukaryota, Metazoa, Porifera, Calcarea, Leucosolenida, Sycettidae. Gene Ontology annotation, biological process: positive regulation of apoptotic signaling pathway; translation. The transcript has 5 exons. Gene Ontology annotation, molecular function: structural constituent of ribosome; RNA binding. Gene Ontology annotation, cellular component: nucleus; cytosolic small ribosomal subunit. The record is from RefSeq and is a predicted model, not a curated record.
GUAGCUCCAAGGUAUGACCUAGACCAAUAAGUGCGCAUGCGCGAGGGAAAAUGGCCUCUUUCUUCAUUCUUGCGAUCUAAGGCACCACCAUGGCGGCCCAUAUCAACAAGAAACGCAAGUUCGUCGGCGAUGGCGUCUUCAAGGCCGAGCUGAAUGAGUUUCUCAUGAGAGAACUCGCUGAGGAUGGUUACAGUGGCGUGGAAGUGCGUGUGACCCCAACCAGGACUGAAAUCAUCAUCCUGGCUACCCGUACCCAGAAUGUUUUGGGCGAGAAGGGUCGUCGUAUUCGUGAGCUGACUGCUGUCGUUCAGAAGCGAUUCAACUUCCCAGAGGGUAGCGUCGAGCUGUACGCCGAGAAGGUCGCACAUAGAGGACUUUGUGCCAUCGCUCAGUGCGAAUCUCUGCGUUACAAGUUGCUCGGAGGUCUGGCUGUCCGCAAGGCCUGCUAUGGCGUUCUUCGUUUCAUCAUGGAGAGCGGCGCACGUGGUUGCGAGGUCGUAGUCUCUGGCAAGCUCCGUGGACAGCGUGCCAAGGCCAUGAAGUUCGUUGACGGACUCAUGGUCCACAGUGGUCACCCUGCCUCUGAAUAUGUUGACACUGCCAUUCGUCACGUCAUGCUUCGUCAAGGUGUCAUUGGUAUCAAGGUGAAGAUCAUGUUGCCCCAUGACCCAACUGGCAAGAGCGGCCCACGCAAGCCUCUGCCCGACAACGUCCAGAUCAUGGAACCCAAGGACGAGCCCCUGCCCACCCAGCCUAUGUCCGAGCAGAAGGGAGGCAAGCCCGACCAGCAGGCACCAGCCCAACAACAGCCACCCAUGCAGCAGCCUGUUGCAUAAGCAAUCGUUAAGAAUGCAAAAAGACAUGUAAAGCCAACAAA